Molecule: messenger RNA, 1156 nt
Organism: Ceratitis capitata (Mediterranean fruit fly)
Lineage: Eukaryota; Metazoa; Arthropoda; Insecta; Diptera; Tephritidae
Product: coiled-coil domain-containing protein 34
Exons: 3
Coding region: 119-1009 (296 amino acids)
Source: RefSeq, a predicted model, not a curated record
CAAAUAAUCAAAAAUAUAAAAAAAAAUAUAUUUAUAAAGUAUUCUUAGAAAGAGUUUUUACUUAUUAACUUGUGCUUUCGGUAAAGAGACAAACAUUGAAGCUGUGGAAUACUUAACCAUGGCCUUCUAUACUACUAGGGUUGAUGAAAACGGAAAUGAAAUAGAACGUCGCCAUUCGGCAAGAAGCUUAGCUAUUUCACUGAGCGCUAGUAGCACAAGUACUAAUACAUCCCGCGUUAAUAUAAGUUCACGAAGUUGCGAAACUAAGGCCAGCGUGAGAUACAUUAAUCCUGCUGCUUUCAUUGAAAAAACACCUGAUCAAAGUGAAACAAGUAGUUUCAACGAAGAAAAUAAAAUGCAGUUACCCUCGGAGAGCCAAAGUGAUAUUGUUCCACCACUAGAUUUACAGUCCGAGGAUAACUAUCCCACAACACGCGAUUACACCUUCUCUUAUAGAAAACACUGCGAGGCAGCUAAAAUUGUUCUAAAACCAGAUCUGGCUUACGAGACAUGGUUAUCUGCCAAAAGAAAACUUAUUUCUGACGAAGCCGCUCGUCGCCGAAAGACAGAAGAGCAGAAACGUAAGGAACAGGAAGCGAGAAAGCGGCUUUCUGAAGAAAAGUUUCAACAGUGGUUAAAAACGAAAUCGCGACAAACUCGUCCACGUGAGAUAAUUAAAACAAGUCUGGAUGUGGAAAGAAAACCAAUAAAAUCACAAAUAAUCGAUGAAGAGGUGCAAGCUAAAGUUGACGCUUGGGAACGCGCUAAACAAUUGGAGGACGAGCGACGACGAACAAUUAAAAAGGAGGAGGAAGAGCGACGGCGUGUUAUGGAAGAACAGAGGCGGCAAAUGGCCGCCGAGGCUUGGAAAAAAUGGUUGGGAGAGGUAGAUAAGAAACCGCGACCGGUCCCGCUUAAUCGUGGAAUUUUUACUUUGCGAGGCACUAUAUCCGACAUUUUCGUUAACCCGAACGAGUGGCAGAGUGCGAUCCCAAUAGAGGAAGAUUAACUUUCUUACAUUGAUAUAUAAAUACUUUAAUUUGAUUUGUAAUUCAAUAGUGUUCUUUAACAGUCACCGUAGAUUACAGGCAGGGACUGAAAUGCUUAAAACUUAACAAAAUUUCUUUAGUGAAUAAAAAAAACAUCACACGAUAAA